This is a messenger RNA of Pimephales promelas (fathead minnow), 2935 nucleotides long. It is a transcript of the gene cd164, whose product is annotated as CD164 molecule, sialomucin. Gene Ontology annotation, cellular component: cytoplasmic vesicle. Lineage: Eukaryota; Metazoa; Chordata; Actinopteri; Cypriniformes; Leuciscidae. The record is from RefSeq and is a predicted model, not a curated record.
GUGCAGCCACAUCCACAGGCGCACUUCAGAGAAACUGUGCAGACAGCUCGAACAGAACGCCCGAACGAGUAUUGAGAAUUAGACACCAUGGUUUGGAGACUUUUCUUCGUGACAUUAUUACUAGCCCUUUUGGGAUCUAUGACAGGACAGGUUUCAGUGACGGAUGAUGUCUGUGGUCCAUUGCAAUCUUGUGAUGCAUGUGAAAAUGUGACUUCCUGCCAGUGGAUGAGCUGCACAGGUGAUGUCACACCUAAGUGUGUUAAUGGCAGUCUUGUAAACCAAACCAACUGCGUUAAUGUGAACUGCACAGACCAACCACAGACCUCGACAGUGAGCCCCAACACCACGAUGGCUACCAAUGCUACCACGAUAAUCACUUCCUCGACAAUCACCUCCACUUCAGCUCCGACUACAAACGUGACGGCCGCAAACUCUACAUCAACCUCGUCACCUACAACUUCUCCAUCUAAGACGUCCACAUUUGAUGCCGCCAGUUUCAUCGGGGGAAUUGUGUUAGUCCUUGGCCUUCAAGCUGUCAUCUUUUUCCUUUACAAGUUCUGCAAAUCCAAGGAUCGCAACUACCACACCCUGUAACGCUCUGCCACCUGGAGGCCCCACACGGCACCACAAAACCUACACUCCGACCCCAAAAGAGAGCGAGAUAGAGAGCAGUACACACAGAUUCUAUGAUAUUUCUUAAACACUCUUGUGAUUCCCCCAUGUUUAGCCUCAUAUUUGAUGCCUGUUAUUGGAGCUUUAGAAUUCAUUUAUAUUAGAGCUCUCACAAGCACUCAAGUUCAUUAACACAAAUUCACAAAAGAUUUUUUGAGCAUUGGAAUUAUGGGGUGUGCAAAACGUGUCCUGCUGCUUUCAUGAACAACCACAACUUUCCAAAUUAUGUCUUAAAAUGUUUCAUUUUUGAUGACCACACAGUGAUUCUUCGUCUCAAUAUCUUGGUGUUUCUUCUGAGAAGGGGCAUGAGCCAGAAUCUUCUCAUCAUGCCUGUGGCAAUACUUCCCCCAUAUCCAGUGUUAAUUUCACAAUGGUCAGGUAUCUUCACUAGAACAGUGUUUUAUACAGUUGCCAUGACUUAGGUUUUUUUGAUAUUCUACCCAGUCAUCUUCACCAAGUGCAAAAAUAAUAUCUGUAUAGUUCAGGAGUGAAUGAAAACUCUGUUAGUGUUGUGGUGUCACUUUUUUGGCCAUUGCUCACAUUCAUACCAACCAAGAGAGCAAAAGUGUUUGCAAUAAAUUACAUUCCCCAGCUUAAACCAUCUCAAUUAGAGAACCAGUAGACAUCAGUUCUCAAAACUAGUUAAACCUGGCAUUUCGCUCCCCAUUUCCCACAAUUUUGACAGUGGAGUGCUAGGUAAUGUCAGAGAUGCGUUAUAGACCCUUAGUUAACAUCCCAUGACCUCAUCGGGGAUCAUUGUGGUGGGCUUACCAGCGUAUAGGCCAUUUUAAGUUGUAAAUUUAUGGGGAUUCUGCCGGACAUGAGAACGGAACGAGGCACACUGAGUAAAGAGUAUCGAGGAUCCCAUUCAGAAUGAUUGGCGGAUGAGUCAAAGUGCCUUUAGGUGGAGGCAGUGGCUUGCUGCCUUAAAAGUGAGCCUUAAAAGUGUGAAUGUGUUGGUGGUGGGCCGCCAUCGAGGCCAGGCUCUGUGUUAGCGUGUCUGCCUGUAUGUCGGCGUGUCUAUGGACACGCGUGCGUGCUUGUGUCGAUAGUGUCUGCCAGCUGGACUGAUCGCUAGAUUAUACAGAGUAGAUAAUUAAAGGUUAAUUCAUUUGUUAAAUUAUGGAUUAAUGUUAUGUUUCUCUAAGCUUCUCCCAGUUCUUAAGGGUCAUUUCUUGCUUGCACAGAAAUAUCAGGCAGAUUCUAGUACUCCCAUUCAAAAGCAGAUUGAUAUUUGUACAUAAUCUGAACUCUUUGACCAUAAACUGAAAUCAAUAUAAUUUUAUGUAAGACACUUAAACAGUCUUAAAGUGAGUUUAUCACCGGGCUUGUACACAGAGCCUGAUGUUUUUUUAGGAGCAUUUGUGUUAAAUACCCUUAAAAAGAACUGAAAUUUGCCCUAGAAAAGUGCAUUCAGGAUAUGUUUUGUAUUUCUACAUUAAUCUGCGGAUUUUGAUGGACACUUAGAAUAGAGCCGUGUCAAACUCAUGAUUUAAUGCUUGGGUGUGAUUUCUGGAAUAUAAAUAUUAAGUUUGAGUAGAUUUGUUUUAAAUGCAGAAUUGACCUUGACUAUGUUUAAUUGUUGCCUUGUUCAGCAUAUUUCUUUCAGUACUCUGUUCUUAAAUGCAUUUGUCUGGCUAUUGCGCUGGUACGUGUAUAGGCCUAGGGCCUGUUUCCCUCCAUUUCUUUUUCUAAAAUUUGAAAUGUAAUAAUCUUGAUUAGCUUGCUGCUAAUAACUUCCUCUGCGAGUCGUAAUGUCGUUGGCUUAGGAAGCGAUUCAUGUUAUUUGUGUUGCAAAUAUUGAAAUGAAUAGAUUUGUUUGGGGCGUGCUUUAGUUUCAUCCUUCUGCUUCUCUGACAUCCCAACAUCGUAAUGUUUGAUUUCCAGCAUUGUGUUAACUGCAUGUUUCUCAAAAUAUGACUGUUAAGGCCUCACUCUUUAUUGAACCACUCUAAUUGCUUGUGCGUUGUCAUACUGUAUCACGGUGCUUAAAUGCCAAAGGUGUCUAUUUUAGCAUGAGUCACUAAAAAGCUGCUAUAAUGCUUCACAAGCUUCAUCUUGCCUGUAGUGUUGUCAGAUAAAAUCCUGUUUGCCAUUUCUCUUCAGCUUUGCCAAAUUAAAAACACUGGUUACAUAAAUGCAUAACUACACAACUCAUCACAGUAUUGUGUGUAUAGCAUCAGGCUACAUCCAAAGAUCCCACAUUUUAGCUGCGCAUCCAAAGGGCUGUAAAGGACAUAUUAUAUGUAUGGAUUUAAAGGGA